Molecule: messenger RNA, 3081 nt
Organism: Myxocyprinus asiaticus (Chinese sucker)
Lineage: Eukaryota; Metazoa; Chordata; Actinopteri; Cypriniformes; Catostomidae
Product: barH-like 1 homeobox protein
Exons: 3
Coding region: 832-1797 (321 amino acids)
Biological process (GO): regulation of transcription by RNA polymerase II
Cellular component (GO): nucleus
Molecular function (GO): DNA-binding transcription factor activity, RNA polymerase II-specific; RNA polymerase II transcription regulatory region sequence-specific DNA binding
Source: RefSeq, a predicted model, not a curated record
UCCGUCGCGCCUCUGACUUUCCGUUCCCCAAUGUGUCUAUUUAACCCGCAUUACCUCAUUUGCGUUUCUGUUUUCUCGCAGUAUUUUUGUGCUCUCCUCCGUCCAACGAUUUCGUGUCUCCCAUUGCAUCACCUGCACUGUUACAGAAUGCGCUUGCCUUUUCCUGCCGGAUUCAACUCUACUCGCCACUGCGAACUACCUUUGAACUGAUGAAAACUUCAGCACUCGCCUGCUGCAUAGGCGCCCAGUGCGAGGCUUGAGUUAUCGCGCUUUGCUUCUGUCCGUGGUGCUGAAAUGCACUCGUCCUCUAAGUAGGUUAUCUUGUUGGUUUUGCACCAACCAUCGUAAGGUGUUAUCUGUUCCUUCAGAAUAGCUUUUUGAAAUAAUUUAGUAAAUAAUUCAAAGCUACCAUCGAUGCGUCUCGCUUCUUCCCGAAAUACAAGGAUUCGAGAGUAUAUUUAGGCUGUAUCGAUUUUUUUUUUUUUUUCUUUUUUCACAUUUGUCAAGGUGUGAGGAGCUAAAGGAGGGAAAAAACAUUUCGGAGGCUGGGUCUCUGCUUCUUGCAGAACCUCUACAAGAAAGAUUAUUAUUAUUUUCUUUUCUUUACUUCUAAAAGUCCUCAAGGAAAGAUAUAUAUAAAAUUAUUAUUAUUUUUUAUUUUUAUUUUUUUUUAAAGAGAGCAGAAGGAUAUUUCUCAUUUCUGAUUCUGCUUUGGAUUUUCCUCCUGGAUAGAUCGCUAUUAAAUCACUUCUCCAAGCGCCAUUCACCAAACAGAACUUGGUUGAAUACAGAUGAUAAUCUGAGAGGCUUCACAGAAGCAGCAGAGUGGAGAUGGAAGCGUCCACCAACGGCUCCAGUUUUGGAAUCGACUCCCUACUAUCCCACAGGCCCGGAAGCCCAGUCCUUGCAAAGGGGGACAGUUUGGUAGGGGAAUGCCGCUCCCCUCUGGAGUUCAGCCCCAGGUCAGACUUAGAGAGCCGUUGUUCUUCUCCUCCGUCCCCGAGGCGGGAGUGCGGUGAGGAUGCGGCGCAGAGAUCGGGUCACCCCCUCGGGCUUGCGUCCCAGUUGCAGCACGGGCCGAUCUCCGUUGGAUCACAACCUCGGACUGUCACUUCAUCCUUCUUAAUAAGAGAUAUUCUAGCUGACUGUAAACCUUUAGCGGCUUGUGCCCCUUACUCCAGCAAUGGCCAGCCGACACAGGAGACAGGAAGGUUGGCAUCCAAAAUCGCAGAAGACUACAUUGAAAAGAUCCACAGUAACUCAUCGUCAGACAGUGAAUACAAAGUAAAAGAGGAGGGCGACAGGGAGAUCUCGAGCAGCAGAGACAGCCCGCAGGUCCGUCUGAAGAAGCCACGGAAAGCGCGGACAGCCUUCACUGACCAUCAGCUCGCUCAGCUAGAGCGCAGCUUUGAGCGUCAGAAGUACCUGAGUGUGCAGGACAGAAUGGAGCUAGCAGCAUCUCUAAACCUGACCGACACGCAGGUCAAAACCUGGUACCAGAACAGGAGGACAAAGUGGAAGAGGCAAACGGCAGUCGGACUUGAAUUGUUAGCGGAAGCUGGGAAUUAUUCUGCCCUGCAGAGGAUGUUCCCCUCGCCGUAUUUCUACCCUCAAAGCCUGGUGUCGAAUCUGGACCCUGGAGCAGCGCUCUAUUUAUACAGGGGACCUUCGGCGCCCCCGCCGGCGCUGCAGCGUCCUCUCGUUCCCCGGAUUCUCCUGCACGGUCUACAGGGCGCCAACGAGCCGCCUCUGCCCCCACUCUCCGGUGUGCUACCCAGACCCAUACCACCACGAUGAACGGCAUGUUUCGGACUCAUUUCAGUAGAUGGCAGCUUUGAACUUCACCAUCAAAAACAAUUUCAUGGUGACGAAGAAUUCGAGAUGUGUCACAAAGCCACAAAAACAACCUGACACAUGAAAGUGAUUAGAGACAUUUUAGAAAUGAUACGGAGAACUUAUUUAAUUAUUUAUUUUGCAUUUGUUUUUAACUUAUAUGUUUAUAUUCGUUUACUCUAACUGUUAAAUCUGGAGAACACAAAUACAACCCGUUAUUGACUAUAGCUACAGAACGCAAUAAUAACGGGGAUAACUACAGGGGCAAUUCUGUUCACAAAAUUCUCAUUGUUGUUGUUAUUAUUAUUAUUAUUAUAAAAUUAAAAAUUUUCGAACUAGGCAAGAUAAAUGUGAAUUGUUGGUGCUAUAAUAUUUAAAUGGCAGAUUCAUAUUUAAUUAUGAGAUCAAAUCCAGUAAAUCGUGGGCUUUGUAGUUACCCUCUAAAUGUACAAAGGAAAAGAGGUGUAAAUAAGAAUAUUUUGUUUUAUGUUGAAAGACAAACCUUGAAUUUUCUCUCUUUUCGCAUCAUAUGUCCAAGUCUCACGUUAACAGGUGAUACUGACAUGAGCAGCACAUUUAAAAUCAGACUCUACAAAACUGAAAAGAAACAUUAAUAGAAAAGUAGUGCUUUGUCACUUUUACAUUUGAUAAACUGCUACCGAAACAGAACAUGCAGUUUACUAGCCGAAUGAUUGACGAGAUAGAUAAUUAAUCGAUUAUGAAUCGAUUAUUUUGUGCUGCUUUUUCCCUUUCUGUAUUCCUGCACAAAUGCCAGAAAAAGGAUUUGUGCGUGAUAGUGUAUGAUUCUUAACCAGGGGCGCAGUGGACACCCAAAAUAUACAAUAUCAUUUUGAUGUUAAUGGAAAAGCCAAGUUCUCCUUUCAGGUCACUUGUGACCAAUAAGAUGUGAAGGAAAUUACAGGCUCUUCCUCGUCCAUUACCAGUCUUGGUAUCCUGCCUAUUGAACCCCGCAUGCAACCGCAAGUGUUAGAUCGGGCAUUGUGCAUCUCUGUAUAAAGCCGUUGAAAUCUCUUGUCAUUCUUUCUGGUGAAGCUGUAUAUUGAGAAUAAUGAGUUGUGAAGUAAUGAUUCUCGUAUUUCCAAAAGAUUUACGUUCGUGCCCCGUGUGCUUAGCGGUGUGAACUUCUUUUGAAAACUCUUGAAAUGGCUGGAUGUGCGGGGGAGGCUGGUCUUUAAGCAAGGAGAAUUACUUUUAUAAAUGUGCUAAUAAAAAUAUUUCAUUAAUUUA